Calidris pugnax (ruff) is the source of this 3742-nucleotide messenger RNA. RefSeq names its product ADP-ribosylation factor like GTPase 14 (gene ARL14). The transcript has a single exon. The coding region runs from base 561 to 1145 and encodes 194 amino acids. The record is from RefSeq and is a predicted model, not a curated record. Gene Ontology annotation, cellular component: cytoplasm. NCBI's taxonomy places the organism in Eukaryota, Metazoa, Chordata, Aves, Charadriiformes, Scolopacidae. Gene Ontology annotation, molecular function: GTP binding; GTPase activity. Gene Ontology annotation, biological process: intracellular protein transport; vesicle-mediated transport.
UUCGUGGAUUGGUAAGUAUGGACAAACCUUAACAUUUCCCCUCCUCCCUGGCUGCGAUUAUCUUUUGUUUCUUUUCCGAAAUAGUGCAGAUUCAGUAACAAAGGGAUUUAUCUCUGGGCACGCAGUGAAGGAGGGCAGACAGGUAGCGGUUCCCUGGGAAGUACAGCCAGGCUGCUGCUGCUUCAGCACAGACAAAUUCACAUCAUGAAGAGCUCUUGAUGGUCACGUAACUGUGGUUCGCUGUUCAAACAGGUUCGAAGACUGUAACCUUUGCGCUUGUGACCAAUCAGUACGUUACUCAUCAUUGUUCCCACCCACAGGCUUGGCACUGAACAGUACACCUUCAUAAAUCCUGUUUGCAUGUUAUCAAGUCAAUAAAAGCCCACAUGUAUUUGUACAGAGCUUUUACUGACUUUUCAUAGAGCAGAGCUGCUUCUUCCCCUUCCUCUUCCUGACUCUUUGUGCUUCAUCUCCCAGAGGAAGAAAGAAAUUUUGCUGACAGAAAUCGGCUUCAGGGUGAAUUCCAGCUUUAAGGCUUCCUGGAGGACACCCCGGCACGAAUGGGCCUCCAGAGCACCAAACACUCCAAAGUCAAGCAAGCGAAUAUAGUGAUGCUGGGACUUGAUUCUGCUGGAAAAUCUACACUCUUGUACAAGUUCAAGUAUACCGAUGAUUUUUUAACAAUUCCAACAAUUGGCUUUAACGUUGACAUGAUUGAAACCGAGAAAGAUUUUACAUUGACGGUUUGGGAUGUUGGAGGACAACAGAAAAUGAGACAGGUUUGGUGCAAUUUCCUGGAAAACACAGACGGACUGAUGUAUGUUGUGGACAGCUCUGAUAAGAGGCGUCUGGAAGAAUCAAAGAAAGAAUUUGAAUUCAUUUUAAAGAAUGAAUACAUAAAAAGGGUACCGGUCGUCAUGCUAGCGAACAAGCAGGAUCUGCCUGGAGCUUUGAACGCUGAGGAAAUAACCAGGAGAUUCAACAUGAAGAAAUACUGCAGUGACAGAAAUUGGUACGUACAACCCUGUUGUGCUAUCACAGGAGAAGGUUUGUCAGAAGCUCUCCAAAGACUAACCACAUUUGCAAAACAGUACAGCAGAUCAAAGGAGACUUCCACAAACUUUAAGGAAAUUGAAACACUUUAAGAAUUUCUCGUCAAAUUCUGGUGAACUUUAAUCAGCAUAUUUUGUUGGACAGCCUAAAUCCAGAAAUACUGGAUUCUGGAGAACUAUAACUAAAUAUUUAUAAAGAACUUUGACAAUAUUAAGUUAUACUGUUAUACACGCAGGUGCUUCUGAGAUACUGCUCUGCAGCAUUUUAUUAGUGAUCGUAUACUUGGGGUUAUUCAGCUCAGAAGUGUGACGGUUGAACUGUGAAAAAGGUGGAGCUGAGCUUCUGGACUUUAGCAAGUGGAAACAAAAUAGGUGAGCAGUGCUUAAAAUGCUUAAAUUGUGUUACUUUGUCAAGAUGUAAAAUAGUCAAGUUGGUGGUUCAGCAAGAAAAACGAGAAAGAAAAUGUUGUUUCAGAAUAAACGGUCAGUGGAUGUAUUUCUCAUGUAAAAAUAUAAUCAUUUUAGACCUUCACCUCUUAGUUAUGUUUAAGAGAGCCUGUGGAUCUGAAGUACCUGUUGGAUAUCAUUGCGUUUUUAACAAACAGGAUCUGCUCCGCAUCAAGCCUCAGCAAAACAACUGGGGUCCAGUGCUGUUUGUAAGGUGUAAGUCUGACGUCUCUCUGUUACAGAUUUCCAUGAGCCCAUUUCUUUGUUUCUGUGCUGUCAGAUUGCUAUCCUUAGCCCAGAGCAGAGCGAUGGAAACCAGUAUGGGAUCGGUCCAGCGAAACACUGAUCCCCCUUGGUUUUGGGGUGGGGGAUAAAGAGGGGAGGAAUGGGGGGAUUGGCUCCUUGCGUCAUUUUUUUAUAGAUCUUGAUGGAUCCUGUCCUGCCUGUACUGAAGCCGCCUAAAAUUUUGUUACUGAUAAAUUUAGGUUUGAUUAAAUUUGACAUGUGGCACAAAAUUUCUAAACCUAUUACUACAGUUUGUAGAAUAAAAAAAUCCCAAUGAAAUUUCUGUUCAAAUUUCCUGGUUCACGAAGGAGUGAAUUAGUAUUGUGCAUGCCGUUAAAGCAAUGAAGGAUUGAUAACUAGGAGACUAAUUGAACUGCAUCAACCAUGAAAACAGUUUAAAUGCUAAGGCUGAAAAGUUAAUAGGGCCUGCUAUUUUAAAAGCAAGAGAAAAGAGACCGUCUAAUUAUUGGUUAUACAGUCCCAGAAAAUCCAGCCCAAUUAUUUCUGUCUUCUUGAGCAAUGUCUGCAGAGGUAGGAUGCUCCAGUGGUUAGGAUACUUGCUUAGAUAGAUGGAUGGGUUUUUGCCCUUCGUCUACCGCAAUCUUUGACCACGGCCAAGUCAUUUAAUCACUCUUGCCUCAACAGUCCCAUGGCAAAAUGAACUUCCCAGUUACACACUCUGAAAAAAGUUGUGGCAAGGGUCAGCUUGGGAGCUUUUCUCCUGCGACAAAAUGAUGAUGCCAAGUAAUUCAUGUAAGAAAUUUACAUUUAGCUCUUACUAAUAAACAGGCAGGAAUUUCAAGUUACAGAAGGGUGAAGUAGCAAGAAAAGCACCCAGACGUACCCUGUUGUCUCAUGCAUAGAUUAUUCAAAGACAAAAAAUCAUCAGGUGAAUUUGCUGAAAUAGUAAACAAAGCACUGUUUCUCAACAGAAGCUGUUAUUAAUACUGACACUAAUUACCACAGGCUAAAUCCUGAGUCAUGUUGAGACUACAUUUCUAAAAGGAGAGCAAAUAUUUAGACUUGUCAUUGCCUGGUCUGAUGAUUUAGGCUCAAUAUAAAGUAUCAUCUUCCGUCCCAAAAAAGAUUUUUACAACUCUAUAACAAUGGGAAUAUUAUUUUUCUAAACCAAACGAUUCAAUGCUAAAAAAUGUAGUAUUUCAGACCACUACAUUUAUAAACAUUUGCAUGUGUACGUUACAUAUUGAAUUCUCCCACUAGUUUAAUCUAAUCAUGUGGCUAUUAUAAAUCUGAACCUAGUUCACUGCCCUCAGGACUUCCUUAGGGAAUAAGACUCCUUGAGAGAUUUAAUGAGAGUGCACCAGGGUCUCUAAUUAGACGAGAAGCAAGUUCUGAAGGGAGAAAUAAAGUAGUAUAAUAGACCAGCUCAUAUAGCUAAAAAGAGAAUAAGCUCUCAGGCACACAGUCCCUUCUCCAGGAUAUCAAAUUAGAUUAAAUGAUACUCACAUUGACAUGAAGAAAAUCUUUCACAUUAUGCUUCAAAAGAAAUAAAUAAACUCUAUUCCAUUUACUUUACAGAAUACCAACUAUUUAAAAAUUGAUUUUUCUAAGAGCUUGGUUUCCAAAAGAAGUGAAGCUGUGCCCAUUUUAUCUGCCCAUGGAGACCCCCACGUAAGCUAAUUUUUAAGCUUGAAAACAAAUAUCAAUCAGGUUGAACAGGGGCGCACACUCUCAAAGGAAUUAUAUGCCUGAAAGUUUAAUUAAAAAAAUCAGUGAGAUAGAGAAAAGUGACCAUACUGGUGCCCCAGUGAAGACAAGGCUGAUAAGGUACAAAAGACUAAUCCCCAAGGAGAUAAAUGUUCCAUCUGAGCCGCAAGAGAGCCUAUAAGAGGGCAUAAAUCCACAGAGCCCAGACUUAAUUAGUUCCUCUGCUCCUGGAGCAGGUUGGUCUUUUUCUAUACUGCCUGAGUAAUUAGGAUGAGGAGAUGGAAGAUACA